AUGUAUUUAGCACAAUCUUUAAAUAGUCUAGGACCAAACCCCGAUUGCAAAGAACACGAAGACAUAAACGCUCAAAUCCAACAAGGUUCCUACAGCUACACAGCUCCAAAAAGUGAGAUCAUUACCGUAAACUACAUCGUCGACGAAACCGGCUUUCACCCAACUGGUGACCAUUUGCCAACCCCACCACCAGUGAGCGCUAAAGUGCAAAAGGGAUUGGACUUGAUCUACGCUGAAAUCAAAGCCCAACAAGUAAUAAACUAG
Molecule: messenger RNA, 264 nt
Organism: Brassicogethes aeneus
Lineage: Eukaryota; Metazoa; Arthropoda; Insecta; Coleoptera; Nitidulidae
Source: the annotation of a GenBank genome assembly